Camelus dromedarius (Arabian camel) is the source of this 2598-nucleotide messenger RNA. It is a transcript of the gene GPA33, whose product is annotated as glycoprotein A33. Bases 104 to 1069 code for a protein of 321 amino acids. Gene Ontology annotation, cellular component: plasma membrane. The transcript has 7 exons. Lineage: Eukaryota; Metazoa; Chordata; Mammalia; Artiodactyla; Camelidae. The record is from RefSeq and is a predicted model, not a curated record.
GCUGGGCAGAGGCUGUUGGAGCUUUAGCAAGUCAGCUCAGGCUGGUUAAAUUCUGGGGUCCACCCGUGCCAGGCUGGACUAGGGGCAGAGAGGAAGCAAGACCAUGGAGAGGAAGAUGCAGUCUGUGCUGUGGAUGCUCUGGGCAGUCUGGGUGACUGUCCAUGCCAUCUCUGUGGAAACCCCAAAGGAUGUUCUUCGAGCUGCUCGGGGAAAGAGCGUUACCCUUCCAUGCACCUACCACACUUCCUCCCUCAGCCGAGAAGGAUUUAUCCAAUGGGACAAGCUUCUAAAGAGCCACACGGAAAGGGUGCUCAUCUGGACCUUUUCGACCAAAACCUACAUCUACGGUGAACUUUAUCAGAACCGUGUCAACGUAUCGAGCAGUGUAGAGCAGUCAGAUGCCUCGGUCACCAUUGACCAGUUGACCAUGGACGACAAUGGCACCUACGAGUGCUCGGUCUCGCUGCUGUCGGACCUGGACGGCACCUCCAAGUCCCGUGUCCGCCUCCUGGUCCUCGUGCCACCCUCCAAGCCCGACUGCGGCAUCGAGGGAGAGACUGUGAUUGGGAACAACAUUCAGCUGACCUGCCAAUCACAGGAGGGCUCCCCAGCCCCUCAGUACAGCUGGAAGAGCUAUGAUGUCCUGCACCAGGAGCGGCAAGUCCCACCAGUCACAGGACAGACCUUCACUCUGAAGAACAUCUCCACAGAGAUGUCGGGUUACUACAUCUGCACCUCCAGCAAUGAGGUGGGGACGGAGUCCUGCAACAUCACCGUGGCUGUCAGAUAUCCCUCCAUGAACGUGGCCCUGUACGCGGGCAUCGCGGGCGGCGCGGUUGCGGCCCUCAUCGUCAUCGGCGUCAUCGUCUACUGCUGCUGCUGCCGCGAGAGGAGCGAGGCCAAGGACGCCGAGGUGGCGCGGCGGGACCGGGUGGCCUACCACAAGCCGCCAGAGCAGGCGCCAGAGCUUUCCGGAGAAGAGGAAGAGGAGGACUACAGGCACGAGGACGACUACAGGCACGAAGGCCAGAGGGACACCGGCCGGGAGUCUGACCAGGAGGGCCGAUGACCGGGGCCUGCUGCAGGCUGGGGUCAGGGGAGGACUCGGGGUUCAUUCUCCUGCCUGCCUGUCCCCCUCUCCUCUCCAAGCCCCACUUUUCUGACCCUUCGUCCCAGCCAUUGCUGGGAUGCUUUUUCCCCAGGGUCAGCUGUUCGAGGACUUGGCUUGGCCUGGCAAGGGACUCUCACUUGUGCGUGACCCUGCCAAGGGCCCUCCCCUGCGAAAGGACCCUCCCACUGCGGAGCGGCUCAGGGCCCCGCCCUCACCCUGGACUUGUUCGCAGCCUCCACCUCCCCCUGUAGCUGGCAGGACCCCCAGAAGGGCAGCACUGAGCACGGGUGCUCUGGCUCCUGAACACCCCAGCGGGGAGCUGCCCUGCCCGCCUGCGUGCCCAGCACCUAGGGGAACAACACUUGGCAGAGGGUUGGCAACCGGUACAUCUUUGUGGAAUGAAUGAAUCAAUGAGCACAUAAAGUAGUCCCUUUAUUUCUCCAACUUCAGGGCAAACUCCUUGCUUUGGAUCCACGUUGGCCUGGCCUCAAGCUCCCUUUCCAGCCCCAUCUCCCACAGCUUUGCUGAACAUUGCAGACCCUCCCUGCGAGGGUCACCCCAUUUCGCGCUGCAUACUCCCUCGCGGGGCUUUGCUUUCUUUGUCUGGCCGGGAACCCCCUCACGGUUUCCAUCUCUGCCAGGUCAAAUCCUACCUGUCCCUCCAGGCCCGUCUCAAAUCCCAGCGAAUUCUGUGGCCCCAUCCUGAUCUCCCGCAUGUCUGUGGACAAUCUUGUCACUCUGUCCCUCACCCAUCAUGGGCCACCUGGCACAGUUCUCUGAGCGUGUCUCUCCGCCUGUGUUAUAGUGUGAGCUCCUGGGGACAGGACCUGGGCCUCACCCUGCCCCCUCUGCUUUCCCCAGGCACCCCCACAGCCCACAGCCCUCCUCGCUGGUGCUCAAUCCAGCUUAACUUGGGAAACUGCUUUGAUAGGCUGGGCCUUCCCCUCUCUGGUCUCCCUGCUAGGAUUGCAGACACAAAGAUGACCCCCACCCAAACCCACUUGCUAGUUUCGUGAGUUAAGAAGGAGAUGGCUUAAAUGAACACACACACGUGCACGCGCACACACAGGAGCUAGUUUGCAGCUGGCCCUGGAUUCUCAUGUCAUAGUGAUUCCUCUCAAGGCCAGAGUAUCUGACAUGCCCACCUCUACUUCCUGAUACCUCAUUCUUGCCUUGUUCUGCUCCUUCCUGGCUCAGCUGGGCUGCUGGCUCUGCUUUGCUGGCUCGGCUGUCUUCCUGCGCCUCCCACGGCCUCUUCCCUGUUGACUAUUUCCUCCGCUCUUAAGAUCUCAGGCUAUGUCAUGGCUGCUUGGGUCUUGUAGCCCAGUGGGUAGUCUUACCCAAAUGCAAUUCCCUAGUAAGUAAACACUGUUGGGUUUUUUUUUCCCCCCGGAUGAUCAGAAAAGCAGUUCUGUAAAUAUGUUGUCCAUCUGUGAUUAAAAAAUAUAGAUUUUAUAUAUUUUGUUAAAUUCUCUACUUCAUUCAAA